This is a messenger RNA of Liolophura sinensis, 2604 nucleotides long. RefSeq lists its product as uncharacterized. The transcript has 6 exons. Lineage: Eukaryota; Metazoa; Mollusca; Polyplacophora; Chitonida; Chitonidae. The coding region runs from base 108 to 2282 and encodes 724 amino acids. The record is from RefSeq and is a predicted model, not a curated record.
GGAAGGCGCGGAAUUUAAGUACGUAAAUAUUCCCACGUCUUUUAGGAGGAAAAACAACUGAGUGUGCAGGUAUGGAGUGAAGACUGUUCUGCAUCACAGUGGCAAACAUGGAAGACUAUGGCCCAGCAGUCUUCUCCUCCAAGAAUGAGAAAACAAGCUCAGGCAAGAAGAUAAAAAGUGUUGUCAGUUAUCAAAUAUUUGUUCUAGAAAAUAAGAGUAAGCUGCAAGGGAAGUAUCCAUUCCUAAAAGCCCAUCAGAUAAAUGGUAAACUAAAGUCAUUGUGGAACACACUGCCAGAGGAGGAAAAAGGAAAGUACAGAAAAUUUACCCUGAUUUCAACACCAACACCUCCAAACAAAUCUCCCAAAGUUAAAAAUGAGAGGAAGGGGAAUAGUUGCAGAGGUAGACUCCUGACACCCAAAGCACUGAGGACAAAUAAAACUGCCUGUAAUUCCGGAAAUACAGAAUCACCUUUAUUCAAAAGCAAAGGAAAAAUAGAUGACAGUGGUCAUUGGGAAAAUACUCUGUUAGGUCCUUACCAUGACAGUGAUGAAGACUCUGUGGAAGCCGACGAAAAGCUAGAACCAGACCCAUGUUUGUUUGAGGAAGAUGAUCCAGGUAACAGUAGAAAAGACUCUCCAGUGCCUUGGCCCAAAGAAUCCAAUACAUAUAACACCAGAUAUUCUGUAGAGAAGAAUUACAAAGCUCCUGAAAUCAUCAGCAACUCUGGCAUGUCUGACAGAUCAGGAAUUCUCAAAAGUGCAAACAAAGAAAACAGACGACCAAGAGCAAGAGUUUCAUUCUCUACAAAAGAUGUGGAAGUGAAGAUAAUGAGUGAGAUGGAAGAUUCUUGUUCUACCACAAAUGCCUCUCAAGAUCCAGGGUCAAGCUUUGAUACAAACCCCUAUAAUUUUGAUGCCAUCGAUAAGUUUGAAAUUUGCAUAGGUUCACCAAAACCCGAACAAAUAAAUACAUUGGGUAAGCAGUCAUCAAUAUCCCAACAAAAUUGUAACACCAAAAAAGAGUCUAAAAUUACUAGCAGCAAGAAUCCACCAAAGAAAGCAGCCAGAAGGAAGACGAUAUCUCCAGCUGUGCAAACCAAACGAAUGUUACGUUCUAGAUCACCCAAUCAAAGUGCUGAAAAGGAGAGGAAGUUUGUGUUCAAACUUGAUGAGCUCUCUUCAUCCCCAUGUCAAGAUGCUGAAAGUGGUAGAGGUGAUGCUGAAGAAAGUUUCCUGAGUGAAGAUGGCAUCGUUUCUGAUUGCAGUGAUGCUAAAUGGUCUGGAAGGAAACCAGUCUCACAAUGUUUACUGGCGGGAGGAGAUAACCAGAAAGUAUUGCAGACCCAUGUUUCCAUGACAACAGAAACCCCACCCUCUCUAGAUACAAGCACAGACACUAACAAUGCCAUCUUAGCACCCAGAAAGAGAAGGCAAUUAGCCCACUCCCUAAAGGAAACCAAAAAGGCUCCCAGUAACGAAAAGUCAAAGAUAAGUGCAGCAAGGUUACAAAAAUGGCAAUCUCCCAGGUUUCAAACAAAGGCUGAUACUGCUUAUGUUUCCAUGAAUAAUGAUGCUAAAAAGUCAGAAAGGAAGGCAAAACAUAAACCAUCCAGGAGAAGACCAGAAACAACCAUGGGUAACAAGUCUGACUGUUAUGGCUCUUUGCUGGAAUCCUCAGACAAUUCAAAGCAGAUGCUUAGUACAGAUGUGGAUGUCUUCCAACCUAAGCUUAACUACACAGAGUUUACAGAUGAACCAUCCAGUGGUUCUGAGGCAGAAAUGUCCCCUGUGCUCCUGGAAUCCCAGGCCAAGUCUCGGAUGUCAGUAGCAGAGACCAUCCGUAGCCUGAAGAUGAUCGCAUCUCCAGAUAACAUUGCUCUCAGUGAAGAAUCAACUUCUGACUCUCCUAAAAUCCUUUCUCCAACACUAUCAGACAUUUCUGUGUUGUCAAGCCUGUCUUCUAAUGAAGGAUGUGUCUCAGAACAGAACGAGUCAGCAGUACAAAGGAAGGGGGCCCUCAGACAGGAUCGCAGCAAUCAGCAGAAAAUGAGGGGCAAUGCUGUGAAUGCUCUGGGGAUGAACAUAACAAGCAAGCUGCUCCCAAGGCUACAGAGCAAAUGGGCGAGGACAAAGGUACGAGAGCCUCUGUGUGACAUGUUCCAGGACAUGACUCCUCCAGAACUGAGGAUGAUGUCCACCCGACGAUUGGUGUCCAGCUCAAAGAAAGAAGGCACAGGCAAUUUUGAAAAACUCUUUGAGGAAAACGAAAUAUUUGGAUGAUAUUUUGUGUUGUCCAGUAAGCAGUAUUUGUUCUUUUCAAGUCAAAAUUCACAUUCAGAAAUCAAUGUAGUGAGUAAAUCACCUGAAGCUCUUAGUUCAGUAAUUCACUGAAUCUACAAGAUACAUGUACUGUCUUUGUUAAUUACAUGUGAUGGAUUAGCAAUGUACUUUUUUUUUUUCUUUCCCAAAGAUAAAAUGGUGUUUCCUGAAUGAGACGAUUCAUUUUAUAGUUUGUAAGCAGGUUGAUGAGACAAGUAUUACACAGUCAAACUGUUUUGGCUUUUGUUAGUGCUAUAGAUAAAAGAGAGUUUGUUUCUUUUAA